AUGCCCUGCCAUAGACGUAUGAUGGACAUUAGGAAGGUUAUCAAGUUCAGUGAUGUAGGGGACAUUACGAUGGCAGUCUGUGGUAUACACUUCCGUUGCCGUCUGUUUUCCUUCAACAAGGGAAUCCGGCGACAGUCAUAUUCGACUAUCUAG
This is a messenger RNA of Komagataella phaffii GS115, 153 nucleotides long. RefSeq lists its product as hypothetical. The record is from RefSeq and is a predicted model, not a curated record. The coding region runs from base 1 to 153 and encodes 50 amino acids. The transcript has a single exon. Lineage: Eukaryota; Fungi; Ascomycota; Pichiomycetes; Pichiales; Pichiaceae.